Molecule: messenger RNA, 2020 nt
Organism: Hyposmocoma kahamanoa
Lineage: Eukaryota; Metazoa; Arthropoda; Insecta; Lepidoptera; Cosmopterigidae
Product: TWiK family of potassium channels protein 9-like
Exons: 4
Coding region: 192-1733 (513 amino acids)
Biological process (GO): potassium ion transmembrane transport; stabilization of membrane potential
Cellular component (GO): membrane
Molecular function (GO): potassium ion leak channel activity
Source: RefSeq, a predicted model, not a curated record
AAGCUCGACUUCAAAUAAAAUUCUGACCAGUUAUACUAUUGAAAAUCGUGUAACCUACCUGCUUGUAAAGCAUAAUUAUCGGAAAUGCAGGUCCUUUUGGGGUUGAGAAAGCAGAGCGACAUCAAUGAUGACGUGCAGAUAAGGCAAGAAAAAUGACGACGUCGCCAAAGGAAGAAAGGUAACAGUUAAAAAUGGACAUAGAUCAUGUGGUGUUGGAUAAGGAAGCGAUCAGCCGAUUCGAACAAUACACAUUGGCAAAGCCAUCGCUAAAUGGAGGGAUCCCUUUGGACAGAUGCCAAGAUGCGGAGUCAAUGGCAUCUAAUAGCAGAAAGAGGGCACAAACUCCCAGACAGAAAGUAGUUUGCUGCUUUUGUUUUAAAACAACCAAGUAUCGGAGAAAACAAUUGAUUGUCGGCUCCCUCACUAAUGUCGUGAUAUUUUCUGUUCUGCUAACGUACACUUUUCUUGGUUCAUUUAUAUUCUUGGCUAUAGAGGGAGGCACUGAACUACCAGUGAGACCUCGGAUAUUACCUGAUAGACAAAAAAUUAUUCAUAAACUUAGCAAUGAUAGUAAAAUAAACAAGAAGGAAAUAGAUGAUGAUGAUUACGGGAAUUUGACAUUAUCUGCAAAUUACUUUUGGGAUGCGAGGAGCCGCGCAGUGGAAAAUAUUUGGGAGAUAACAGUUUCGUUGAACAUUUUGUACAGAGAAAACUGGACUCGGUUAGCAGCACAGGAGAUACUGAAAUUCCAGAAUGAACUAGUUCAAAGGGUGACGACGGAAAUGGCGUCACAUUACGGAGUAAGCUACAAGGAGAUGGCUCUUGGAGAAUUCGGGGGAAGCGACAUAACCAACCAUUAUGAGGAACACGAAUGGAAUUUGGCACUUGCAUUUUUCUACUCCUUAACCGUGUUAACUACCAUUGGUUACGGCAAUAUUGCACCAAGAACAAUUUUGGGGAAAGGAGUGACAAUUCUCUAUGCACUUUUUGGAAUUCCUUUGACACUCGUAUAUUUAUCGAGUGUUGGAUCAUUACUCUCAAAAAUGGCAAGAAGCGUCUUCAGCAGAGCGUUGUGUUGUUGCCUGUGUUCAAAUUGUGGCUAUUGUUGUUAUGACGAAAAAAGAAUGGCCGAAAAAGAACGUAGGAUGAAGUUAAAAAGACAACAGGAAGAAAUGUUGAACAGUCAAAACACAAGUAAGACGCCUACUGAAGAAUGUUAUGUGCUUAAGCCGGACAGUCAAAAAGAUUUAUCCAUAUCAGAAAGACCGACGACAAGUACAGCCAAAGAUGAUGUUAUCAGCUGGCCUGACACUGAUUCUAAAUUGUCAAUGCACGGACUUAGUAUACUAGCACCUGUAUUACUCUGUCUAGCAGCCAUUUUUAUUUACAUUACAAUAGGAGCAAUAAUACUUUUUAAGCUUGACAAUAUGAGUAUCGUUGAUGGUUUCUAUUUUUGUUUUAUGGCCUUAAGCACUAUUGGUUUUGGUAGUAUAAUACCAGGGAUGAGUUACACAACUGUUCACAGUGUAAGAUAUUAUACAAUCAAUUCCACAGUUCUAUGGUUUUGUUCUGUAUAUACUUUAACGGGCUUAGCAUUGACCGCCAUGUGUUUUGGAGUCAUACAUGAUGAGAUAAUUUAUAGAAUAAAACAUCAACAGAGAGAGUGGUCUCAGAAAAGCAAUACUGUGAAUGAUGAAGUAAAUUUGAAUGAUCCAUUUUAUAUGAAUUCCUGACAAAUGUAUAACAAGACAAAGUCAGAGAAUUUGUAUAGUAUAAUGGAGGAUAAUACAGUAGAGCGUAGUAGAAUUGAAAUUGACAAUAGAGAGGUAGUUCUUAGUAUAGAUGAUAUAGCAGGAAUGGAAGGGAACGUUGAAUUUCCUCCACCACCACCUGAAGAAGAAAUCGUUGCUAUAGUUACUAAAAAAGAGCCAAAAGGUGGGUUCGGUAACAUGGUAGCGUAUAAUGCAUUGCCAGAAAUGCUUGAACAUGUUAAUACUACAUAAUCAUUUACUUAACGAUG